UGCGCGCGCAGCCGGCGAGGGCUCGUGAGCUCUCCGGUGAGGGGGCUGAGGGGGGGAAGCGGCCGCCAUGUCGGGCCCGGUGGUGGAAGCCGGAGGCGUCGCCGCGAAGCGACCGGAUUCUUUCGACCUGUUGGAACGUUGCGGCGUCUGCCGGGAGCGGCUUAGAGGCGAGCGGGAACCACGGCUGCUGCCUUGCCUUCACUCGGUCUGCCGGGAAUGCCUGCGGGUCGCUCCGGGCCCCGCUGCCGCCCCCGCCCCGGAUGGGCCAGUGGUCGACUGCCCCAUCUGCAAACACCAAUGUCACCUGAAGGACGUGGUGGAGAACUACUUCUUGAGGGACAGCGGAGCCGAGACGGCCGCCACCAGCCAGGGAUCCAGUCAGUGCUGCACCAGCUGCGAGGACAACGCUCCGGCCACCAGCUACUGCGUGGAGUGCUCGGAGCCACUCUGUGAGACCUGCGUGGAGGCCCACCAGCGGGUCAAGUACACCAAGGACCACACGGUCCGGGCCACAGGCAGCAGCAAGGCGAAGGAGGGGGAGCGCGCCGUGUACUGCUCCGUGCACAAGCACGAGCCGCUGGUGCUCUUCUGCAACACGUGCGACACGCUCACCUGCCGUGACUGCCAGCUCAACGUGCACAAGGACCACCAGUACCAGUUCCUGGAGGACGCGGUGAGGAACCAGCGCAAGAUGCUGGCGACGCUGGUGAAGCGCCUGGGUGACAAACACGCCAGCCUGCAGCGUUCCACCAAGGAAGUGUGCAGCUUCAUGCGCCAGGUGACGGACGUGCAGAAGCGGGUGCAGGUGGACGUGAAGAUGGCCAUCCUCCAAAUCAUGAAGGAGCUCAACAAGCGCGGCAAGGUGCUGGUGAGCGACGCCCAGAGGGUGGCGGAGGGGCAGCAGGAGAAGCUGGAGCGGCAGCACUGGGCCAUGACCAAGCUGCAGCGACACCAGGAGCACAUCCUCCGCUUCGCUUCCUGGGCCCUGGAGAGCGACAACAGCACCGCUCUGCUGCUCUCCAAGAAGUUGAUCUCCUUCCAGCUCCACCACGCCCUCAAGAUGAUCGUGGACCCCGUGGAGCCGCAGGGUGACAUGAAGUUCCAGUGGGACCUCAACGCCUGGACCAAGAGCGCUGAGAGCUUUGGCACCAUCGUCUCGGAGCGGAGCCUCCCCCCACCGUCCCUCAGCCCCCAGCUGCCGGCCGCCAGCCCCCGUGGCCCCAGCCCGGCUGUGGGUGCCUCGCAGGGCCCCCUGCAAGCCACGGUGGUGAGCAAAGGGCAGUAUGCCCCCGGCCCCCUCCUGCAGCCCCCGGUGGGACCCCAAAUCGGGGCUGAGGAGGGGCAGGGGCCCCCCGGCAUCCCACAGAGCGGUGGGGGGGAGCUGGGGAUGCCCACCCUGCCUCAGUUUCCCCUGGGGGCCGAGGGGUUGGGUUGCCCUGACCUGUCGCCCCCCCACCUUUACCCGCAGACGGCCGAGGGCCCCGGGGACGCGGCUGUGGGCGCAGACCUCGCAGCCAACGGCCCCCCCGAAGCUGCUGUCGCAGGAGUGAAGAGGAGAAAACACGUUAAUCCUCCUGUGGAGGAGGAGAAGUUCAUUAAGAAGCUGCUCGUUAAGCGGAACCGCCCCCCCGGGGGCCCGGUGAGCACCCUCCUCCGCAAAGUGCCGCGGGUCAGCCUGGAGCGACUGGACCUGGAUCUGUCGGGGGCGGCGCAGCCCCCCGUCUUCCGCGUCUUCCCCGGCACCUCGGCCGAGGACUUCAGCCUCAUCGUCAUCGAACGGGGGGCGCACCCGUGGCCCCCCGCCCCCCUCGCUGUCAAGGAGGAGCAGCAGGAGGUGGCCAUCGGCGAUGCGCAGGACACCAAACCGGUGGGGCUCCUUCCCGAGCACCCCGGGGUGCCGGGACCCCCCAGAUCCUCGUCUGGGUUGGGAUCUACCCCCCCUGGAGCCCCCCCCGGCGCCGGGGUCUCCUGUUGCCGCGUCUGCUGCCAGGCUGGUGCCGUGGUGAUGUGCGACCGUUGUGAGCACUGCUACCACCUCGAUUGUCACCUCCCCGCCCUCCAGGAGGUCCCCAGCCCCGAGUGGAGGUGUCUGCUAUGCCAGGACCUGCCCCCCCCCAGCGAGGACCUCACCUUUGGGGAGGGGCUCCCCCACAAACUCUCCCCCCUGGACCAGCAGAAAUGCGAGUACGUGCUGCUGGAGCUGCUCUGCCACGAACCCUGCCGCCCCCUCCACCGCCUCUCCAGCUCCCCGGACGGCCACGACGCCAUUGACCUGACCCUCAUCCGUGCCAAGCUGCAGGAGAAGCUCACCCCCCACUACCGCUGCCCCGAGGAGUUCGCCCGGGACGUCUGGAGGAUGAUCCGACAGUUCAAUCGCCUCACUGAGGACAAGGCGGACGUUCAGUCCAUCCUGGGCCUGCAGCGGUUCUUCGAGACCCGGCUCAGCGCCGCCUUUGGCGACCGCAAGUUCUCCUCCGCCCUCCUCCUCGAGCCCGUCAUCCCUCUGGAUGAGGCCGAAGGCUCCCCGGCCCCCCCUGCCGGCCCCCUGGGCCCCUGAUACCCUUUUAUUUUUUGGGGGGGGGGUGGGGGGCAUCACCCUGCCCCGGUGACCCCACGGACCACAUGGAGGGAUGUGGGGGUGUCCCUGUCCCCGUCCCCCCCAUGGGGGUGUCCCUGCUCUAUGUCUAUUGGAGAAAUAAAGCCAUUGUCUCGGC
Molecule: messenger RNA, 2714 nt
Organism: Grus americana (Whooping crane)
Lineage: Eukaryota; Metazoa; Chordata; Aves; Gruiformes; Gruidae
Gene: TRIM28
Product: tripartite motif containing 28
Exons: 18
Coding region: 68-2557 (829 amino acids)
Molecular function (GO): transcription corepressor activity; zinc ion binding; protein binding
Source: RefSeq, a predicted model, not a curated record